Molecule: messenger RNA, 1988 nt
Organism: Vitis riparia (riverbank grape)
Lineage: Eukaryota; Viridiplantae; Streptophyta; Magnoliopsida; Vitales; Vitaceae
Product: bifunctional 3-dehydroquinate dehydratase/shikimate dehydrogenase, chloroplastic-like
Exons: 11
Coding region: 97-1692 (531 amino acids)
Biological process (GO): shikimate metabolic process; chorismate biosynthetic process
Molecular function (GO): shikimate 3-dehydrogenase (NADP+) activity; 3-dehydroquinate dehydratase activity
Source: RefSeq, a predicted model, not a curated record
CCCUACUUUUAAUACUCAUAUACACUGCUAUCAUUUCCUUCUUUCAGGCUUUCAGCAGCUUCUAACUAAGCCACUGUCCACUGAAUAUUUUUCGAUAUGGGGAGCCUCCCAUUUACUGUUUCAGAUCUUCAGACAAGUGUUAGUGGAGUUAGGAGCAACCCCACUUUGCUAUGCACCCCAUUGAUGGGUACCACAGUGGAGCAGAUGCUGACCGAGAUGAGAAAAGCAAAGGAAAUUGGUGCAGAUAUUGUGGAAAUCAGGCUGGAUUGUUUGAGGAACUUCAGUCCUGCACAAGAUCUUCAAAUUCUUAUCAAACAAUCUCCUUUGCCAACUCUAGUGACUUAUAGACCUAUAUGGGAGGGUGGUCAGUAUGAAGGUGAUGAAAACAAGCGACAAGAUGCACUUCGACUCGCAAUGGAACUGGGUGCAAGUUACAUUGAUGUUGAGCUUGAGGUUGCUCAUGAAUUCAAUAAUUCAAUUUAUGGGAAGAAGCCCCAAAACUUCAAAGUCAUUGUUUCUUCUCACAAUUUCCACAACACCCCAUCUACUGAGGCUAUUGGGAAUCUGGUGGCCAGAAUCCAAGCCAGUGGAGCUGAUAUAGUGAAGAUCGCAACAACUGCAUUAGACAUCACAGAUGUGGCUCGGGUUCUUCAAGUAACUGUGCAUUCUCAAGUUCCAACAAUAGCAAUUGUCAUGGGGGAGAGGGGUUUGAUUUCACGGUUACUUAGCCCCAAAUUUGGUGGAUAUCUCACUUAUGGUGCACUUGAAGCUGGUGCAAUAUCAGCUCCUGGGCAACCGACAGCCAAAGACUUGUUGGAUUUGUACAACUUCAGGCUUAUUAAACCCGAUACCAAAGUAUAUGGCAUCAUUGGGAAGCCUGUUGGACACAGCAAGAGUCCUCUUUUGUUCAAUGCAGCAUUUAAGAAAGUCGGUCUUAAUGCUGUUUAUGUGCAUUUGCUGGUGGAUGAUGUUGAGAAGUUCUUCAACACCUAUUCAGCCCCUGAUUUUAUCUCUGGAUGCAGUUGUACAAUCCCUCACAAGGAGGUUGCAAUCAAAUGCAUGGAUACUAUUGACCCCAUUGCACGGAAAAUUGGAGCUAUUAACAAUAUUGUUAGGAAACCAGAUGGAAAGUUAACUGCUUUUAACACCGACUACAUUGGCGCCAUAGAAGCCAUAGAGGAUGGACUAAGAGAAUCAAAUGGUUCAAGCCCUGCAGUUGGCUCACCCUUAGCCGGGAAAUUGUUCGUUGUCUUGGGAGCUGGUGGUGCUGGCAAGUCACUUGCUUAUGGUGCUAAAGAAAAGGGAGCAAGAGUGGUAGUUGCCAACCGAACAUUUGAAAGAGCUAAGGAUCUAGCUGACAAAGUUGGGGGCCAAGCUUUGACCCUUGCAGAAAUAGAGAACUUCCACCCAGAAGAAGGGAUGAUUCUUGCAAACACUACAUCUGUGGGAAUGAAACCGAAAAUUAAUGACACUCCCAUUCCCAAGCAUGCUUUGAAGCAUUACUCCCUAGUAUUUGAUGCCAUAUACACACCAAAAGACACUAGACUCUUGAGGGAAGCAAAAGAGAGUGGAAAAAUUAUAGUUUAUGGGACAGAGAUGUUGAUCCGCCAAGGCUUUGAACAAUACAAGAACUUCACUGGUUUGCCUGCCCCUGAAGAAUUGUUUAGGGAGCUUAUGUCGAAACACGCAUAAGAGGAUAUUUGCUUGGGCAGUCAGUUGUUUCAGCUGGAUCUUAUGUUUAUACCUGACUCAUUUCAGUUCCUUUACCAUUUGAUUAGCUAUAUAUUCUGUCCUAUGAAUAAAUCUUCCUUUUUAAUUAUGGAAGGAUUUGUAAUCAGCGUAUUCUGAAGUUUUGUGAUCCAUGCUCUAGGCAUGAAGAUAUGAUCCUAGAUUGAGAGGAAUGGUGAGAGAAGGUUCAUGUAGAUGUAGUCUACCUACGUUUUUGGACAAUGCUUUGUUUAUUUGAGCUUGAUUACUUUGGAGGGACC